UUUUGCGGUUAUAGUCGAGUUGAAGUUCGUCAUCCCGCUUUCUUAUUUGCUCUCUCUCGCACUCCUCCACGACGCCGUAUACGAAUCCCUAGCCACCCACUCUUAAACCCUUCCCCUCCGCUGUUAAACUCCAAUACCGUCACCGCGCACAGCUCCUGCGACGACGGACGGACCACCUCGUACACCUUCCCCCUCCACUCUUCUCUAAAUCGUUAAGUUUUCAGUUUAUUAACCGUCAUGGCAGCAGAUGAAGAUAAUUCAUCGCCAGCACCGGCACCGGAACCGGCACCGACGCCGGCACCUCAGGAGCCAUCUGCUGCAGUUCCCGAAAAUCAAACUAUAGUUCCACAAAUACAACCCAUAAUUGCACCAGCAGUCCCUUCAUUUGUGCCACCUAUUGCUCCAAUACCUCCAGUUCCUCCUCCUGCAAUUCCUCGCCCCUUAGCGCCUCUCCCUAUCCGCCCGCCUGUCCUUAGGCCGCCCACUGUUUCGCAAAAUGUUGAAGAUAGAACCAGUGACUCAGAUUCCGAUCAAGGUGACUCGGGCGCCGCUGGGACUGUUCCGGGAUCGACUGGUGAUUAUGAGUUUUCCGAAGGAAGCAGAAUAGCAAGAGAGAGGAAGCAGAAGAUUGUUCAGGAAAUCAUGAUGAAGCGCCGAGCUGCUGCUCUGGCAGUGCCUACUAACGACAUGGCUGUCCGGGCGCGUCUCCGGCGGUUGGGAGAACCAAUAACGCUUUUUGGAGAACGGGAGAUGGAGAGACGAGACAGGCUAAGAAUGCUUAUGGCGAAGCUGGAUGCAGAGGGGCAAUUGGAGAAACUGAUGAAAGCCCAUGAGGAUGAGGAGGCUGCAGCUACGGCAGCUACAGUAGAUGCCGAGGAAGAAAUGCUUCAAUACCCCUUUUACACCGAGGGUUCAAAAGAGCUUUUGGAUGCUAGAAUUGAUAUCACAAAAUAUUCAAUUCUAAAAGCUGCUUCGAGACUUCAACGUGCAAGGAGGAAAAGGGAUGAUCCAGAUGAAGAUUUAGAUGCUGAAAUUGAUUGGGCCUUGAAGCAGGCUGGGAGCUUGGUACUUGACUCUAGUGAAAUUGGAGAUGACCGGCCACUUUCUGGUUGUUCCUUCUCGAAUGAUGGAAAAUUGCUCGGUACCUGUGCGUUAAGUGGAGGUGCUAAAAUCUGGAGCAUGCCUCAAGUAAACAAGGUGGGUACAUUGAAGGGACACACUGAACGUGCAACAGAUAUUGCAUUUUCUCCUGUGCAAAACCAUUUAGCAACUGCCUCAGCUGAUCGAACUGCAAGGUUGUGGAAUGCUGAUGGUUCUGUCCUUGGGACAUUUGAGGGCCAUCUGGAUCGCCUUGCACGCAUUGCUUUCCAUCCAUCAGGGAAGUAUUUGGGCACUACAAGCUUUGAUAAGACAUGGAGACUAUGGGAUGUAGAUACUGGUGUGGAAUUACUUCUUCAAGAAGGCCACAGUAGGAGUAUCUAUGGGCUAUCCUUCCACCAGGAUGGUUCCUUAGCAGGAUCUUGUGGAUUGGAUGCACUCGCACGUGUUUGGGACCUUCGUACUGGAAGAAGUAUUCUGGCUUUGGAGGGCCAUGUCAAGCCGAUUCUUGGUAUCAGUUUUUCACCCAAUGGUUAUCAUUUGGCCACCGGUGGUGAAGAUAAUACUUGUCGUAUAUGGGAUUUAAGGAAGAAAAAGCCAUUGUAUAUCAUACCUGCUCACUCAAAUCUAAUAUCACAAGUGAAGUUUGAGCCUCAAGAGGGUUACUACCUGGUCACUGCAUCUUACGACAUGACUGCUAAGGUUUGGUCAGGCCGAGACUUUAAGCCUGUCAAGACAUUGUCAGGACAUGAAGCAAAAGUUACUUCUUUGGAUAUUAGUGCAGAUGGGCGGUAUAUUGCAACUGUCUCGCAUGAUCGAACUAUCAAGCUCUGGUCCAGCAGUAGCAAUGAAAAGGAUGCUAUGGAUGUAGACUAGAUUAUCUUAAGCUUCUUGCAAUGGAAGAGGACAAAUUUGCUAGACGAUCCUGACGAGGGAGGAAGAUAGAUUGUUAGAUGGUCUUGACAUUAGCUGAUCGAGUAUCAUUUCUAAAUAUUCCUCUAAUCUUAUUUGUAGUAUCAAGCUUACCAACAAAGUUCUGUGAGAGAUCAGUGCAAAUUGCAAUUAUAAUCUCCUUGCAUCCGAUUGAUUUGAUGUGCAGUUCUCGUCCCAAGCUCUUUACUUUAUGAUGAGGAGAAGGAAAUGACUGUGAGUGAUUCUACAAGAAUCUACAAACUAAAUUUUGCAGAUAUUCCAUGUUUUGUCUCAACAACUCACAAUGCAGUUCUUUUUUGAUAAUUUUUAUUAUUUCAUUGAUCA
Manihot esculenta (cassava) is the source of this 2355-nucleotide messenger RNA. Its product is annotated as U4/U6 small nuclear ribonucleoprotein PRP4-like protein. The coding region runs from base 238 to 1974 and encodes 578 amino acids. The record is from RefSeq and is a predicted model, not a curated record. Gene Ontology annotation, biological process: mRNA splicing, via spliceosome. Gene Ontology annotation, molecular function: U4 snRNA binding; protein binding; U6 snRNA binding. Gene Ontology annotation, cellular component: U4/U6 x U5 tri-snRNP complex. The transcript is spliced from 5 exons. Lineage: Eukaryota; Viridiplantae; Streptophyta; Magnoliopsida; Malpighiales; Euphorbiaceae.